Esox lucius (northern pike) is the source of this 4277-nucleotide messenger RNA. Its product is annotated as NACHT, LRR and PYD domains-containing protein 12-like. The record is from RefSeq and is a predicted model, not a curated record. Gene Ontology annotation, molecular function: protein binding. Bases 160 to 3906 code for a protein of 1248 amino acids. NCBI's taxonomy places the organism in Eukaryota, Metazoa, Chordata, Actinopteri, Esociformes, Esocidae. The transcript is spliced from 17 exons.
CUGAAAUCGAAAGUAACUUUUGUUUUUGUUCCAGGCUCCAUUUUGAAACAUCGCCGCAAAAAACCAAAAGAGAAGAUACAAUAAUAACGCUCCAUUUUGAGACAUCGCUGUAAAAAAUACAAGGGAAGAUACAAUAAUAACGGUUCAGCAAAGAAAAGUAUGGGGAAACAAAUUCAGCCGGAGAGACCAGCCUCCCCUGUACCCAGCUGUGUGUCCAUGAAGAGUAACUUUUCUAUGAAUCCUCCUAUUGAGUUCAGAAAGGGAGACUUUUCUAUUGAACAAAGCCCAAUUCAGCAGGAGAGACCAGCCUCCCCUGUACCCAGCUUUGUGUCCAUGAAGAGUGACUUUUCUAUGAAUCCUCCUAUUGAGUUCAGAAAGGGCGACUUUUCUACUGAACAAAGAGACCAACAGGAGAGAUCAGAGUCAGAGAUUCUCAGUGGUCAACCUGUCCAGAGUCAUCAAACAGACCUGUCCUCUAUAUUCUGUUCUGAUGAGAAGAAGGAGAGCAGUCCCAAAGAUGGGAAGAACAUGAACAAGAAGGAGCUUGCUGACACACUGGAGAAAAGUCAAACUCUUCUGAUGCAAGAAAUGAAGACUAAACUGAAAAAGAAAUAUCAAAUGCUGUGUGAAGGCAUUGGACAGCAUGAAAACCAAACUCUAUUAAAGGACAUCUACACAGAGCUCUACAUCACAGAGGGUGGAAGUAAAGGAGUUAAUGAAGAACAUGAAGUCAGACAGAUUGAGAUGGCAUCCAAGAGACAAACCACACCAGAGACACCAAUCAAAUGCAACGACAUCUUCAAGCCAAUGAAACAACAUCAGAAUAAAGGUGUGAGGAGAAACUUGACUAAAGGAAUCGCUGGCAUUGGAAAAACAGUCUCUGUGCAGAAGGUCAUCCUUGACUGGGCAGAGGGAAAAGCUAAUCAAGAUGUUCAUUUUAUAUUUCCUCUUCCUUUCCGUGAUCUGAACCUGAAAAAGGACCAAUAUAGUCUGAUGCAACUUCUUUCCCACUACUUUCCAGAACUGAAAGAAAUUAACAGAAUUGAAGAUGGUUUAAUCAGAACCAUUUUUAUUUUUGAUGGUCUGGAUGAGUGUCGACUUCCUCUAGACUUUAAAAACAAUAAGAAGUGCUGUGAUGUCACAGAACCAACCUCAGUGGACGUGUUGCUGACAAACCUUAUCGAGGGGAAUCUGCUUCCCUCUACUCUCCUCUGGAUAACCACACGACCUGCAGCAGCCAAUCGGAUCCCUCCUGAGUGUGUUGACCAAGUCACAGAGAUACGAGGGUUCAAUGAGCCACAGAAAGAGGAGUACUUCAGGAAGAAAAUCACAGACCAGAAUCUGGCCAAAAUAAUCAUCAAGCACAUAAAAACAUCCAGAAGCCUCCACAGCAUGUGUCACAUACCAGUCUUUUGUUGGAUAUCAGCCACUGUCCUUGAGUUGAUGCUGAAUGAAGCAAAGAAAGAUGAAAUCCCCAAAACUCUGACUCAGAUGUACGAACACUUCCUGCUCAUCCAAACCAGUAUGAAAAACAAAAAGUACAACAAAUCCACAGAAACAAGUCCAAAGGAACUGUCUCAGUCAGACAAAGACAUGAUCCUGAAGUUGUCAAAGCUGGCUUUCCAACAGCUUCAGAAGGGCAACCUGAUCUUCUAUGAGGAGGACCUGAGAGAGUGUGGCAUUGAUGUCUCAGAGGCAUCAGAGUACUCAUCACUGUGUACAGAGAUCUUUAAAGAAGAAUCUGGGCUUUAUCAAGAGAAGGUCUUUAGCUUUGUUCAUCUGAGCAUUCAGGAGUUCCUAGCAGCAGUACAUGCCCUAGAGUCUUCAGACAGGUUAUCUGACUCACACUGGGGAGCAGACAGGUUAUCUGUCUUACACAGGAGAGCAGUAGACCAGGCCUUGAACAGUGAGACUGGACAUCUGGACCUGUUCCUCCGCUUCCUUCUGGGUCUCUCACUGGAGUCCAAUCAGAUUCUCUUAAGAGGCCUUCUGACACAGACAGGAAGUACAACACAGAGUAAUGAGGAAACCGUUAAGAGAACCGUAGAGUACCUGUCAGAGAUGAUAAGGAUGGAAUCCUCACCAGAAAGGAUCAUCAACUUGUUCCACUGUCUGAAUGAACUUGGUGCCAACUCUCUAGUUGAAGACAUUCAGAUCUCCCUACGAUCAGGGACUCUUUCAGAAACAGAACUACAACCUCACCAAUGUUCAGCUCUGGCCUACCUGUUACUGAUGUCAGAGGAGGUACUGGAGGAGUUUGACAUGAAGACAUACAAGACAUCAGAGGAAGGUUAUCGGAGGUUGCUGCCAGCAGUGAAAACCUGUAAUAGAGCAAUACUGUCUAGCUGUGGAAUCACUGAGGAAGACUGUGCUUCUCUGGUCUCAGCUGUGAAGUCAAACCCCUCACAUCUGAAGGAACUGGAUCUGGGCUACAAUCAGCCAGACGAUUCAGGAGUGAUUGAGCUCUCUGCUUUGAUCAAGGAUCCACAAUGUAGACUGGAGACUCUGAAACUGCCAGGUUGUGGAAUCACUGAGGAAAACUGUGCUUCUCUGGUCUCAGCUCUGAAGUCGAACCCCUCACAUCUGAAAGAGCUGGAUCUGAGUAACAACAACCUGAAGGAUACAAGAGUGAAGCUGCUCUCUGCUCUGCUGAAGGACCUAGAAUGUAGACUGGAGACUCUGAGACUGUCAGGUUGUGGAAUCACUGAGGAAGGUGGUGGUUCUCUGGUCUCAGCUCUGAAGUCAAAACCCUCACAUCUGAAAGAGCUGGAUCUGAGUAACAAUGUCCUUAAGGAUUCAGGAGUGAAGCUGCUCUCUGCUAUGUUGGAUGAUCCACGAUGUAGACUGGAGACUCUGAGACUGUCAGGCUGUCUGUUCAAAGAGGAAGGCUGUCUUUCUCUGGCAUCAACUCUGAAAUCAAACUCCUCAAACUUAAAGAAGUUGGAUCUGAGUGACAAUGACCUGGAAAAUGCAGGUGUACAAUUGCUCUUCACUGGACUUAAGGAUCCAAACUGUAAUCUGGAGUCACUGAGGCUUUCAUUCUGUGGAGUUACAGAGGAAGGCUGUGAUUCACUGGCCUCAGCUCUGAUGUCAAACUCCUGUCACCUAAGAGAGCUUGACCUGAGUAACAAUGACCUGGGGAAUUCAGGAGUGAAGCGGCUCUCUUCUGGACUGGGAAAUCCCCAUUGUAAACUGGAAACACUGAGGUUGUCAGGUUGUCUGGUCACAGAGGAAGGCUGUGCUUCUCUGGUCUCAGCUCUGAAGUCAAACCCCUCACAUCUGAAAGAGCUGGAUCUGAGUUACAAUCACCCAGGAGACUUGGGAGUCAGACUGCUCUCUGCUGGACUGGAGGAUCCACACUGGAGACUAGAGAAACUCAAUAUGGACAAUGGUGGAGAGUGCAAUUUGAAAUCAGGGCUGAAGAAAUAUGCCUGUGAUCUCACACUGGACCCAAACACAGCAUUCAGAGCAUUCUCUCUGUCUGAGGGGAACAGAAAGGUGACACGUGAGAUAGUGACUCCACCGUUGUAUCUGGAUCACCCAGAGAGAUUUAUCAACUAUGGCCAAGUGAUGUGUACACAGGGUCUGUCUGGGCGCUGUUACUGGGAGGUAGAGAUCAGUGGGGGAAUUGUUGAGAUAGCAGUUGCAUAUAAAGGAAUCAUUAGGAACAGAGGUGGAAAGGGCACUGUAGUUGGAUGUGAUGGCAAGUCCUGGAGUAUAUGCCGUGAUGGUAAUAACAAAGUAGGAGUGUAUCUGGACUGGCCAGCUGGCACUCUGUCCUUCUACAGUAUCUCCUCUGACACACUGACCCGCAUAAAGAAAUUCCACAUCAAAUUCACUGAGCCCCUCUAUCCAUUGUUCAAGUUGUAUGAUGGGAAAAUCUCAGUGACUCUUUGUCAGAUGUGAUCAACACAUGGUGUUUCACUGUAAUCAUUGUCGUGUUUAGAAGGACAUGAGAAUAACUGUCUAUUUCUUAGUAAGAUAAUAAUAACUACUAUAUACAUGUGUAAUGAAGCAUCUACAACUAUAUUGUUAUAAGAUGCAUGAAUGUGGCAUUCCUGUGUGACAUUAUCACCAUUGUGAUAAGAUGACAUGAUAAGAUGUCUGUUCAAUGACUAACAUGUGCUUUAUAAAGGGUGUGAUACUAUAAUCAUGCAAAUUAAUAAAAUUAAGCAAUUUUACAUUGCAUAAAAGUUCCCAUUGAAAUUGUAUAAAGGAAGAAGUGUAGUGUCUGGUUCUGAUCACUGAUGGGAUCCAAUAAAUUCUCAUAGAAUGUU